Molecule: messenger RNA, 1530 nt
Organism: Metarhizium brunneum ARSEF 3297
Lineage: Eukaryota; Fungi; Ascomycota; Sordariomycetes; Hypocreales; Clavicipitaceae
Biological process (GO): transmembrane transport
Cellular component (GO): membrane
Molecular function (GO): transmembrane transporter activity
Source: RefSeq, a predicted model, not a curated record
AUGGCCAGAGUACGGGUGGAAAAGGCGGUUGUCGAGGAUAGCUCGUCCGCCGAGCAAGGCAACCCAGACGGACGACAAUGGGAUCCAAAGCUAGAGAAGCAAGCGCUGUGGAAAGUCGACUGUUCCGUGCUGGCUCUCCUGUUCCUCGGCCUCCUAGUCUUUCAACUCGACCGCAUGAACCUGGCCAGCGCCCUGACAGGAGGUUUCGCCAAAGAUAUCGGCAUCAGCCAAGACACAAUCAACCUCGGCAACCAACUCAUGUUCAUGGGCAUUGUCGUCCUCGAAAUCCCGUGCAACAUGGCUCUGCAACGAGUGAGCAAACACACCAGCCCCAAGCAGCAACAGCCCGACUCAGAUACUGACUCGAGCCAGUUUGGACCGCGAAAGUGGAUGGCCGCCCAGGUCUUCAUGUUUGGCGUCGUGGCAACCAUGCAGGUCUUCCUCCGCAGCCGCACCGGCUUCCUGCUGGUACGCCUCAUUCUUGGCCUGAGCGAAGCGGGCUACAUCCCCGGGGCCGUGUACACCUUGUCAACCUGGUAUCGCAAGCGGGAGCUGUCCCGAAGAGUCGCCAUUCUCUUCUUUGGCAUGUUUGGCGGCAAUGCCAUCAGUCCCCUCUUGGCGUCUGGUAUUCUGAAGCUAGACAAUGCCCGUGGCCUCCGUGGUUGGCAAUGGCUUUUCAUGCUUGAAGGGCUGUUCACCGUUUGCGUCUCGUUCCUCUUUCUCUUCUUCCUCCCUGGCUCUCCCGACGAGCCUGGGCCGCUCAUAGGCCGUGGGAUUAUUCGCAUUUCCAAAGACGAACAGGUCCUUCUACAGAACCGCAUUGAAGACGACGACGCGGAAAAGCGGCCAGGGGCCCAAGGGCUGGAAAUACCGUGGAGGCUCGUCUGGCGCACUGUCAAGCACUACCGUCGCUGGCCGCACUAUGUGUCGACGUUUGCCGUGUUUUCGACCUGGAGCCCCUUGACGACUUAUACGCCGUCAAUCAUCAUGGCUCUUGGCUUCGACCGCAUUGCAGCCAACGCUCUCGCGGCCGUGGGCGCCUCUCUAGCCCUCAUUGUUGUCUUCCUAUUCGCGUACAUGAGCGACAGGACGAACCUGCGAGGCGGGUCUGUGAUUGCCGCCCACGUCUGCUACCUCGUUACCUUGGUUGUGGCUCGCCAGGUUCAUCCUCUUGUUGGCAAGUGGUCUCGCUGGGGCUUGUGGACUGCGGUGAACAGCUUCGCCGUUGGCUAUCAUCCAGUUCAUAAUACUUGGGUUCAGCUGAACUGCAGGGAGCCGGGGGAGCGGAGCAUUGCUAUUGCCAUGUGGGUCAUGUCUGCCAUCAGCGGGUUGAUGGUAGGAACUCAAUACUUCCGUGCCGGUGAUGUCCCAUUUUAUCGGACUGGGCUUCGCACCAUGAUCAUCAUGGUAUCGGUUGGCAUCGUCUUUGCCGCUCUCCAGGAGGCUAUCUAUAUCAUACAUAACCGGAGGGUGGCGCAGGGGAAGAAUCGGGGUAGAAAUGGUUCGCCCCCAAUGAUAUAUGUGCCGUAG